AUGCCAUCGCCGAAAGAGGAAAAGGAAAGUGGAGGAAGGGAAUGGGCCACAUGGUGACAUGGGAGGGCACACUUGAUCCGGCUGCGCUUGGUGUGGUUUGCGCUUCUCUCUCCUCCUCUUCUUCUCUUCCUCCACAGCGGAAGAAGGUAGGAUACAGACCAGCCGGCGCCUGCCCACCCAAAAGCCAAAGGGAAGUCCACCCCAUCCCUCCCUCCUCCUCCUCCUUCGAUUGAUUCGUCCCCUGCACCUCAAUCGCCGGCUCCUCCCUAUCCGUCUAGGGUUUCCCCGCAUCCCGCAAUCGGAGACCACCCGUCCGCCUCCAAUGACGACCAUGAGCGAUGACGGAGACCGCACCUGCCCGCUAUGUGCCGAGGAGAUGGACAUCACUGACCAGCAGCUCAAGCCAUGCAAAUGCGGCUACGAUAUUUGUGUCUGGUGCUGGCACCACAUCAUAGAUAUGGCUGAGAAGGAGGAAACGGAGGGCCGCUGCCCUGCAUGCCGUACGCGCUAUGACAAGGAUAGGAUUGUCAAGAUGGCUGCCACUUGUGAGAGGACGGUGGCAGAGAAAAAUGCAGAGAAGAGGCAGAAGACCCAAAAGGUCAAGCCAAAGGCUGCAGCAACAGCAAAUGUGGAAGCUAAGAAUCAUCUGGCUAGUGUCAGGGUUAUCCAGAGAAACCUGGUGUACAUAAUUGGGCUACCUGCGAAUUUAUGCAAUGAGAGUGUACUUGAGCGCAGGGAAUACUUUGGUCAGUAUGGGAAAGUUCUGAAGGUUUCAGUUUCCCGUCCGACUGGGCCUCCUUCCCAGCAGGCAUCAGCAAACAACAAUAUCAGUGUGUAUAUUACUUAUGCCAAAGCAGAAGAGGCCAUCCGGUGUAUUCAAGCUGUACACAAUUUUGUCUUGGAAGGAAAAGUUUUAAGAGCAUGCUUUGGUACUACGAAGUAUUGCCAUGCAUGGCUGCGGAACAUGACAUGUGGAAAUCCGGAUUGUCUCUAUUUGCAUGACGUAGGCAAUCAGGAAGAUAGUUUCACUAAAGAUGAGAUCAUCUCAGCAUAUACGAGGACUAGGGUGCCUCAGAUGGCAUCCAGUGUUUCGCAAAGACGUUCAGGGACUGUAUUGCCUCGUCCAGCAGAUGAUUUCUCUUACAGUGCGGUGGUUUCAGCCAGGCACACAGUCAAGAAUGGAACACUCAAUACCACCAACCAGCCCAGACUUUCACCUCCAAAGAGUAUUUCUGGGAGGUCCACGCUUCCACCAGCUGCUUCGUGGGGGCAUCGUGACUUGAAUGCCAGGACAACAGGUACUGGGGUGACAUCAUCAGAGUCUCUUACAAAAUCAAAAUCAGAGCCACAAAGUAAUUCAUUUUCAAUUACAAUAAUACCUUCUUCAUGGAAUGAUGAAACAAGUACAUUACCAAACAUGUCUGAAGGACGUCAUGUGUCAGAACAAGAUAGUGCAUGUAAAACCGUAAAGCCAUAUAAGCCUGGUAUUGCAAAGGAAACACAAGCUCUAUCGUCAGUGGAGUCGCUGGACAUAGACUUCUCCACAAUACCUUCAGCUUGGAAUGAUGAUGACAUUGUAGUAUCAGAUGGGAUGUCAAAAGGAAGCGAGGAAAAUCAAGUUGUGAAUGGAAAUGGAAAGCUAACCCAUCUAGCGACUAAUUCACCAAUAUCACCUAAGCAAGACACAACAGUAAACAGUACCAGCAAAAGUCCUUCAGAUUUUGUAUCAAGCCUAGCAAUAUCUAAAUCAGAUGGAAAGACUGGCGAUGGUGACCACCCAGUUGCUAAUGGUGCUCCUAAAAGCUCUAUUUCAAAAGAUGUAAACUGCCAAUCUAAUCAUGCUGCCAGCAAGAAAAUAUUGGAGGAUACUGGACCUAGGGACACUGAUGUUGGGAAGCUAUCUGUUUGGAUAUCUUCAGUAGCAUUAGAUGGCAAAGAUGAGGUUCAGAGUAUGGCAGGAAAUCAACAGCCAGAUGCAGUGCCAUGCACUUCUGUUGCAGUGUCCAUGGAUCAGAAUUUUGACAAGGACCAAUCUCAUUUGAAGCUUUCUGAGCUCCUGCCUUCAGAAAAUAAGGACACUGUUCUUUCUUGUCUAUAUAGUUCUGAUAAGCAUCUUGAUUGGAGUUCAGAGCUGCAAAGUUGUAGUGUGACUCCUUUAAAUGAUUUAGUAAAUACUCCAAUGAACACUGACAAAAAUCAUAUUACGCUGCUGGAUGGUUCAGAACAACCAUCAUAUUCAUCAUUUUCUAAUACAUCACAUACUUCAUUGUGGAAUGAUAAAGAAAGUAACCCUACAUUGACAAUUGGCAGUAGAACUUCCUCAAUGAUGCAGACUGGGUUGUCUUCAACCGACAACACUUAUGCCUUGUUAAAUGGAGGUCAAGAUGGGCUAGGAACUGUAUAUACACUUGGUAAUAUUUCUGGACAUCCUGGAAUGGAAAGUCAUCAGCCUGGAGCAAUUGGUUCAGUAAGAGCUGAUAGCUUAGGAAGUUUUGACAAGACCGUAAGCAUAAAUGAGGAUGAGAGCAGAAUAAUUUCUGAUAUCUUGUCGUCAGAGUUUAAUCCGUGGGAUGAUUCGUGCUCGACUGCUAACAAUUUUGUUAGGAUGCUCAGAGAAUCUGAAAGUAAUGAUGUGCCUUUCACUGUGCCUUCAUGGAAAUCAGGAACCAGCAGCAAAGAGUCUAGAUUUUCAUUUGCUAGACAGGAUAACCAAGGAAACUUCUUAGAUUCAUCUUUCAGAAACUGUGAUAGUGAGCAGAAUUUCAGUUUGCUAUCCCAGAAUUCUUGUGGAAAUGUUUAUCAGAAUGGUCUUGCACUCCAAUCCCUAGAAAAUGAUUUUUCAAACAGCAACUCUCUUGCUAUGUCGGAUAUGGCAACUACUGGCACAUCAAGGUCUAAAAUAUCUGCACCUCCUGGAUUUUCAGCAACAGCAAGAGUCCCCCCUCCUGGAUUUUCUUCUGGAUUUCCAUCCCAGGAUGGUUUGAAUCCCCCUCCUGGGUUUUCUUCUGGAAUUUCUUCUCUGGAUGGGUCUAUUCCCGCUCCUAGAUUCCCUUCUGCAUUUUCUUCUGGAAUUUCAUCUCAGGAAGGGUCCAAUCCCCCAUCUAGAUUCCCUUCUGCAUUUUCUUCUGGAAUUUCAUCUCAGGAAGGGUCUAAUCCCCCAUCUAGAUUCCAUUCUGCAUUUUCUUCUGGAAUUUCAUCUCAGGAAGGGUCUAAUCCCCUUUCUGGAUUCCCUCCUGCAUUUUCUUCUGGAUUUUCAUCUCAGAAUGGGCCUAAUCCCCCUUCUAGAUUCCCUCCUGCAUUUUCUUCUGGAUUUUCAUCACAGGACGGGCCUAACCACCCUUCUAGAUUCCCUCCUACAUUUUCUUCUGGAUUUUCAUCACAAGACAGGUCUAAUCAGGUGUAUGGCUCAACACUCCCAGAAAGUUGUUUCCGUGAUAAUCUUUUGGGUGGCAACACUAAUCAUUAUCAACCUCAGUUAGCGAGACACACAAGUGACAUGGAAUUUAUUGAUCCUGCUAUAUUGGCUGUGGGCAAAGGGCGGAUGCCUGGAAUUGGCGAGUCCGUGCUGGAGAUGAAAAAUACCCCUGCUUUUCCAGCACACUUGCAAGCAUCAAAUAAUGAUCCAAGGAUUCAGUUACUUAUGCAACAGAACAUGCAGUCUCAUCAAAAUGCGAGAUUCACAGACCAUAGUCAAGAUGCAUUCAACGCUAUGAAUGAUAAUUAUCUGGCAUCCCGGCUUUUACCACAGAAUCAUGGUUCUCUGUCCCCUUAUGCACAGAUGGGCCCCCAACAAGCUAGAAACUCACAGUUUACAAAUGGUCAAUGGGAUGGCUGGAGUGAUUUGAGACAAGGGAAUAACGCACCCAUGUCAGACAUGCUGAGGAUGUUAUAUCCAAGUGAAGCGAACAACUUGCACAUGCUGGGUUCAAAUGAUCUUUAUAACAGAGCCUUUGGAAUGUGAUUGUCCUAGGAGAUGCGACUUUGACUUGUCCUCAUCUAACUUGAGCGUUUCUCUAGUUCUGAAAGUAACAGAGUGCAUAGUAUACCUCAGCUGGAUAAUGGUGCAGUGCGAAUGAGCUUGCACAUGAGUGUUUAUUGGGAUGAGUGGAUUCAAACUGCUGACCAGCAUGAACCCGAGUUUUUGUCCAGCCCUUCCAAAUACCAGGUUCCCUUUUAUGUGAAGUAAUAGAAAAGGAUGCGUCCAGAACAGAACAGGUGGGCGUUGAAGUGCAUAUGUACAUGUGGUUUGUGAGGGAAGGAGGCUGGCUUGACAAGAUUGAAUCAAAUGUGUAACAUCUGGGUUUCUUUCGUGGUCCAUAACCUACCUAGCUGGGGUCGUGGGUUUCUUUCGUCUGUCCCUUGUUUGUACACGUUGAUGUGUGUUAGUCUGUAACUUGGUGGUGAUUGCUUCUUUUGUUUGUUGGUGCACAGAAGCUUGUUAAACAAAUGGCUGGCUAGUAUAUGCGUGUUGAGUUGAGUACUAUAUCAAAGAAGGUUAAUAAUGAGACCACACAUUUCGGAUGCUA
This is a messenger RNA of Phragmites australis (common reed), 4526 nucleotides long. RefSeq lists its product as uncharacterized. The record is from RefSeq and is a predicted model, not a curated record. Gene Ontology annotation, molecular function: RNA binding; ubiquitin-protein transferase activity. NCBI's taxonomy places the organism in Eukaryota, Viridiplantae, Streptophyta, Magnoliopsida, Poales, Poaceae. The coding region runs from base 323 to 3961 and encodes 1212 amino acids. Gene Ontology annotation, biological process: protein ubiquitination. The transcript is spliced from 14 exons. Gene Ontology annotation, cellular component: CCR4-NOT complex.